ACCCAGGCUGCUAAAGCUAGCAGGGAGCAUGAAAGGAGGUGCCAAGAUCAAGGUCAGAUCACAGUUAAGGAAGGGCUGGGCCCUGGGGAGUCCCAGUAUUCGCGGAAGUGAAAGCGCGGGAGAGUAUGUGUGCAGAGGGUGUGUGCGACCCAUAGACGUGGCAGCUCCGGGUAGGGGACAAGCUGGGGCAGCAGGCUCUUCUUCGCAGGGCUGGCCGCCAGUCCCCGGGGAGCCUUGCAUCAGGCGGACAAUGCACCAGGCUGGCCAACGUCCCUGGCCUUCUGCAGCUGUGAAUGGCUCAGGGCAGGAGCCCCAAAGGCAACUCCCAGAGGUGCCAGGUGGGACCUGGGAACCACCGAGAGGGGAUGGGCUACCCCUGCUCACCAUCAUUGUUGCUGCUUUUGUCCUGCUGGCUCUCUGUAUCGUGGUGGCAGUCCACUUUGGGCCAAGACUACACCAGGGCCGUGCCACUCUCCCCGCAGAGCCACCAGCCCCAAAGCCGGAAGGCGGCAUCUACCUCAUCCACUGGCGAGUGCUGGGCCACCAGGAUGCUCAUGGAGACACCUGGCAGGAACCUCCUGUCCCUGGCUCCUGCCCUGUGCCAGAUGGGCCUAGGCUCAGCGUUGAUGAAGUCACAUGUCUGUAGGAGGGACACUUUGAAAAUUUGGACUGACCUGGCUCACAACAAGAAACUGGACAGAGAAUUAGGGCAAAAGCAACUUGGGGUCUGGACAUCAGAGCUUUGGAAAUGCACACAUGGACUCAGCUGGAGCUGCUCUCUCGGCGGAAUAUUUAUAGAGAAAGUGCUGAUGCGGACAGGAGAAAUAAAAGAAGCUUGAGGGCUUUGCCUGGAAACAUGCUCCUGUGAGCAUUACCAGGGCCCAAAGCUACCCUCACAAAGCUACUCCCUGCUUUUCGGGGACCAUCAGAUCCUUGACCCUCCUUUACCAAGUUUGUACCUCCUCCUCUCAUCCCUAAUCUCCUUUGCUUUUGGUGUCAGCAUGAGUCCAGCUUGCAAGAUUCCCCCACCAUCCCACCCCUGUGCGGGGAAUCUCAGAGUCUCACUGUAGAGGUCCUGCCCCCUGGACCCCCAGGUCCUGUGAGGGCUAGUCAGGGAGAGCUGAGGCAAAGAACCUAGAGGUAUGCCUUCUUUGGUACUCAGGAAAAGAAGGAAAAUCUGUUGCCCUUCACUGAUCAGAAGAUAACCCUUUGGCUCCUGGGGCCUAACCCUCCUCAACAACUUCCAAGGCCCUUGUAAAGCCCCAAGCACCCAUUAUAUCUCCCUACAUGGCUUUUGAAUGCCUCCUACUAUGUUGGGGCAAGACUUUUUCUUGGCUUCCUAGGAAGGGAUGGAGGGAAUUCAGGGGCUCUCUUUACCUGUCCCUUUUUGUGUGUAUGGGCCAGUUGGAAGCAGACUAAAACUUAUCCAUGACGUGUCCCAAAUCCAGAACCUUCCAGCUGGUGGGAACACAAGAAAGGAAAAGGAGCUCUAUGCUGUUUGUCUAAGGGAAAGAAGGAGUGAGGAGAGGGAUUUGCGGGGGGAUGGUGGGCGUGGAGGUUGAUAAGAUGUGGGAAGGCAGUGCUGAGCCUCUAG
Messenger RNA from Mustela lutreola (European mink), 1594 nucleotides. It is a transcript of the gene SMIM33, whose product is annotated as small integral membrane protein 33. Lineage: Eukaryota; Metazoa; Chordata; Mammalia; Carnivora; Mustelidae. The record is from RefSeq and is a predicted model, not a curated record. The transcript has 2 exons. Bases 29 to 646 code for a protein of 205 amino acids.